AUGAAUUACGACGAGGAACUAAGUGCUCCGGUUUGGGACGAUCUGAAUGAGUCUUCAAACGUCGAAAACGGAGCAGAACUGGCCCAAACUUUCUCCAAUUUGAAUACUCUCCAGCAACAAGAUGAACAGGAACAAACGGAAGAUGAAAGCUUGCACAGGGGGCUUUGGGACGAAGAAAGUGUGGAUAAACAUGACAAGGAAAAUUUGCUAGCGUCUCUGGCUCCGCAAGAAGAUCCAUUGGCUGAAAUUACGGCUCCAACGCCCGCAGUUUUGGAGGGAAAGGGCGAGACAUUAUUUGGAGAUCUUCAUGCGUCACCACUAGAGGUCAGCGAGCAGGACUCAGAAGCUGGGUCGAGAUCAAACGAUGAACAGGCUCCGGUGCGUAAAUCGCUAGCAAAACCUCAGAAACUUUUUUCUUCUGCUCGUCUCCGCCGGCAUCCUCUCACGCAAGCUCAAAAAGCAGAUCUUUUCGAAGAUCCAUUGGCAUCAAACUCCACUGAAAACAAAGAUGAAGACUCGUUUGUGGAAGAAUCAUUGGAUGACGUCGAUCGAGAGCCCGAGCCUUCAAAAAGUGACAUUCUACAGCAAAUGGACGCUCCACUGUUCAGGAUCUCUCCUCGCAAAAGCUUAAGCGCGACUCCUGUGGUUAAAAAAAUUGACAGUGGUAAGAAAAACGACGUGGACGCAAAGCUUCAAAUUGACGAAUCCACUACAGACCUGGAACAGUUUGAACCAGCGGAUUCAGACCUCAAGAUUGAAGUUGUCGAUCCACUCAAAGUCGGAGACCUCACUUUUGCACACGUAGAAUACACAAUUUGGACUAGAAGCUCCAAAAUGGAUCCUCAAGAGGUACGAGUCCAAAGACGUUACAGGGAUUUCAGAUGGCUUUACAGACAGCUUCAAAAUAAUCAUUGGGGCAAAAUCAUUCCUCCACCACCAGAAAAGCAAGCCGUAGGAAGAUUCAAGGAUGGAUUUAUCGAGAACAGGAGAUUUCAAAUGGAGCGAAUGCUGACAAAGAUAGCUCAAGACAAGAUCUUUCAUGACGAUGUCGACUUUAUGAUGUUCUUGCAAAGCCAGAAUUUUGCCCAGGCUUCAAAGCUUAGAGAGCAUCAAACAGGAUCCAAUGCGUCAAGUGACAGUAAUGAUAUAUCAGAAAUUCAUAUCAGUCCAAUUGUUCUUCUGGGUCAUGAUGACGCAAUGAAUGUGAUAAAAAAUGGUGGACUAGAGGAAACGCAAAGAAGCUUUAUGAAUCUAUCAUUCGGAGCACCUCCGAAGUACACGGAGCCUGAUAACUUUUUUGUCGAGCAGAAACAAGGAUUGGAUGUUCUCGAAGAGCAGUUGAAGCAACUAUCAAGAUCGCUUGAGAUUGUUGAUACGCAAAGGAACGAUCUCGCUGCCGUCACCGAGGAAUUUGCUACUACAGUAAAGUCUUUGGAAGAACUCGAGGUCUCGAGAAAGGCAUCUGAUACACUUGCAAAUUUCGCGGAGGUACACAUGCGGAUAAAGGACUCGUUGCAAAGGAGCGCCAUGCAGGAGACGCUCACCUUGGGUAUGACAAUCGACGAGUACGCACGCGCGCUAGCAAGCGUAAAAGGUGUUUUCAACCAGCGAUCUAAACUGGGUUACUACUUAGUUGUUGUUGAACAUGAUUUGACCAAAAAGAAAGCCCAACUAGAAAGAAACACGCAAAAAGGUCCUUCUGACAAGAUUAAUAUUUUGACAAAAGAUUUGCAGACGUUGCAAGAUAGACAAAAGAAGAUCGAGGCAAAAUGGCAAGCCGUUGGUGAAACGAUAAGGAGGGAAUUGCGCAAACACGAUCAUGACAAAAUGAUCGAUUUUAGAAAUAACAUGGAAAUUUUCCUUGAAUCAAGCAUAGAAACGCAAAAGGAGUGCAUAGAGCUUUGGGAGACGUUCUAUCAGAAUAAUCUAUAG
This is a messenger RNA of Lachancea sp. 'fantastica', 1932 nucleotides long. Lineage: Eukaryota; Fungi; Ascomycota; Saccharomycetes; Saccharomycetales; Saccharomycetaceae. The record is from the annotation of a GenBank genome assembly.